GACACACAUCAUCUUCUCCUCACACCAACUCCAUUCAAAAAUCCUUCUCGCUGAUAAUGUCCAAAAAUGAUGAUCGGAGAACAUCUUCCACAUUCGAAUCCAACUGUCCAAAUCCCAUCAUGGGACCCAUUUCUCGACGAGCCUACGUCACCGUUACCUUCCCCAUUCAGUAACGCCACUACUUCCCCUUUCCUUGAUUCCUUAACGGCGCUCCACCGUUACUUACCCUCGAACGAGCCUGACUCGUUUAGCGACGACUUUGACGUGGCUGUUGAUGCUUUUUCAUGCGAUCAUUUUCGCAUGUACGAGUUCAAAGUUCGACGCUGCGCACGUGGCCAGUCACAUGACUGGACUGAAUGUCCGUACGCUCAUCCCGGAGAAAAAGCUCGCCGUAGAGACCCCCGCCGGUAUCAUUACUCUGGGACCGCCUGCCCAGACUUUCGGAAAGGUGGAUGUAAAAAAGGUGAUGCGUGUGAGUUUGCCCAUGGUGUUUUCGAGUGCUGGCUGCACCCGGCUCGCUAUCGCACCCAGCCGUGUAAAGAUGGCCCGGCUUGUCGCCGUCAAGUCUGUUUUUUUGCCCAUACCCCUGAUCAGCUUCGGGUUUUGCCGCAGCAGAGCCCCAGAGGUAACAGGUCUGGAUCGGGUCCGAGCGACAUGGAAAUUGGGUCGCCUUUGAGGCAUCAUUUCGACUCGUACUUUACUAAGGCGGGAUCAUUUGGUUCUUCUCCAACGUCGAUUUUAACUUCGCCGCCAUUGUCUCCUUCGGAUUCGCCACCGAUUUCACCGAGUAGCCCUCAAGUGACAGGAGGGUCAUUCGGGUCAUUCAACUCGGCGAGUGAGCUUGUUGCGUCUAUGCGCAGUUUGCAGCUGGGUAAAAUGAAAAUUGGACACGCAACUGCUUCCUGGGUCAUGCAAAAUAGACCUGGGUUUGGAUCCUCUCGUGGGUCAUCUCUUCGACCCAAUUUCUGUAGCCUACCAACUACUCCGACCCGGAUCAUAUCUCGGGUUGGACCGGGUCAGCAGGAUUUCUGGGAUUGCAGUCUUGAUGAAGAGCCUGUAAUGGAGAGAGUGGAAUCAGGAAGAGAUUUAAGGGCAAAGAUAUAUGCAAAACUUAGCAAGGAGAACUCGCUAGGUCGGGUUGACCCGACUCCGUCUGCGCCUGAUGUUGGGUGGGUUUCGGAGCUGGUGAAAUGAAAUGAAGUUGAAUUCUAUUCUUUUGCAACGGCGGGAUUUAGUUGAUUCCGGUGGCCUUUUGGACUAAUUGUUCUCUCUCUGACUUAUGUGAAUAUGAAGGUGAAUUCGGUAAUUACAGUAAUUACUUCUGUAAAUAUUAGUAGAUGGGAGAGAGAUUUCAAGAAUCUCGGUUUUUUGGGGCAGUUGAGAAAUCAAGAAGAAGAAAAAAGGAAAAAAAAAAAAAGAAGAAGAAGAAGAAAAGAUUGCUGCUUUUUGUGUACAGACAAGAAGAUAUCUUAGGGCCUGCCGGAAUGGGGGUAGCACAGUUUGUUUUGUUAUGUUCUGUUUGUUAAAUCAUCCGAUUUGUCUUUGAAAUUGUAUCUUCUUUUUGGGUAUCAUUUUUAUCUAAUUUUCCCCUCCGGAAUUUGGAA
Ricinus communis (castor bean) is the source of this 1604-nucleotide messenger RNA. RefSeq names its product zinc finger CCCH domain-containing protein 20. Bases 67 to 1194 code for a protein of 375 amino acids. The transcript has a single exon. The record is from RefSeq and is a predicted model, not a curated record. Gene Ontology annotation, molecular function: metal ion binding. NCBI's taxonomy places the organism in Eukaryota, Viridiplantae, Streptophyta, Magnoliopsida, Malpighiales, Euphorbiaceae.